AUGCUUAUUUCUAUGGCAUUCCUUGAACAUAAAACCUACCAAGAAUUUGUUAAUGGUAGUACAAACGAACUAUUAAUAUUCUGUAAAUUACUAGCCACCAAAGGAACAAGUCAAGCAACCUACAGAGAGCGUUUAAAAUUACUGUCCACGAUUUUCGAAGAGGAGGCAUGUGUCACAAGCAUAUUUGUCAUCAAUGCCAAAUGUAAUUUGCUACACAUUGUAACAAAAUUAUUGAGUGAUAUACCAUCAGCAAUUGAAAAAAUGAAAUGUGACAAAGGAUGCACUUAUAAUGACUUAGCAUCUCCAUUUAUUAUAAUUAAUCUAUCAAAUGGAGUGGAUUUACUACAGAAAGAUAUUAAUAACUAUUAA
Molecule: messenger RNA, 369 nt
Organism: Macrosiphum euphorbiae (potato aphid)
Lineage: Eukaryota; Metazoa; Arthropoda; Insecta; Hemiptera; Aphididae
Source: the annotation of a GenBank genome assembly